CCGUCGUCUAAACGAAUACAACAGCCGAUGUCUUCUUAACAAAAUCAUCACUCGCUUCAUUCUGUGCGCGUGCGCAGCAUGAACUUAAGGCACGGCUCCUAAGUCAAUACCGUACAUGAUUGAUUGAUAUCGUCUGCUGUGAGUGAACAAGAGUGAGACAACGACACGCACAUUCUGAGUUCUGUUGUGAUCAUCGUCUAAUUACCGCAAGGGCCUGACCUGAUCAUGAAUUCCUCAAGUGAGUAUCGCCCCUUACUCAAUCAGGACCCUGAUAGGCAUAUCAACUCUCGGGCUUACACGUCUGACAGUAGCCAAAGCAUUAUGCUGGAAAAUCCUGUCUCUUGCUCUGGAGCGGGCGAAUCUGUAACCUCGCCGCUGGGACGCAAGCGCUGGCCGUGGGUCAUCUGGUUGUUGUUGAAGAUCAUUGGGUUGUACAACUACCGGCGGGCCGUGACGCGGCGGCCGUGUUACGAUUGCCGCCUGGCCGCGCUGCAGAGCCGGCAGCGGCAGCAGAUAUCAGGGGAGACGGGCGGGUGCGGUCCGUAUCCCGGAGCCGCCGUGAGCCGCGAUGAGGACGACGAGAAGGAGCAAGUAUUGGUCUGCCUGGUUGACGGCAACAUGAACACAGUGGCCGAACAAGACAGCCCGGGAACCCUUGCCGGUGACGCCUGCCAAGUCUGCCGCAGCGAAUGGUGGGAUGACCGAGGCAGGUAUCGUCCGUACACAGAGACUGAUAUCGGUGUGCGUAAAUGGAACCACCGCGGGAGUGCAGUACUCUCUUUCAUCUUUCCCUCCGUCCUGAUCUGUCUCAUUCUGUACGACUUCUUCUUCUAUCUCCGGGACUACUGGGGGCAAAAGCAGCAACUGAUCCGCCUCAUCAGUUACUCCACCUUCCUGACCUUCAACAUGACCAGUCCAUUCCUGAGCGUCGUGGCCAACGUCCGUAACGUGAUGAUGGACCACCGAUGGAUGACUCGGCGCCGGGGCUUCAGCUGGUACGAGUGUCUCGGCCUGAGGUACAUCGUCAAGCGCUUGCAGCACAUGGGGCUGGAAGCGGGUAUGGCAUACAAGCCCUACCUCGCGGUGUGCGUUAUCUGGCCUGCCCUUAAUGGGGGGUUACGCAUCGCCAUCUACUACCUUUUCGUCGUGCACAAAUCGAUGGAUGUCCACAUACAGAUCUCCCUUGCCACAGGAUUCGUGUGCAUGUUAGCCUGGGGCGGUUUCUGUUAUUUGAUGCUUCUCAUGCGACUGUCGUUUCAGAAGCAGCAGCGCUUGGAGCUGGCCUUUCUCUGGCGGCACAAGGGGCAGGUUGACGUCUGCCGGGGCCGACUGAGGCUGUAUGCCGAGGACCUGGGCAGCAUGUGCCGUCUGGUGUCCGGCUGGGUCAUCGUGGUGGUGGCUGUCUCCACCUGGGCGUUUACCACCCAGAUUUGCUGGGACUACCUAGUUAUCAGCACCGGCCUCAAGUUCAAAAACGCGGACCUGGAGCUCCAAAUCAACCUCCUGAUCUGGUCCGAGAACAUCAUGUUCCUGGUCUUGCCCCUGGUAGCCGUGGGCGGGUUCGACAUAAACAAGCUGUGGGUCCAGUUCGUGCGAAGCGUCAGCCAGAUGCGUUCGGAGGCGCUGGAGGACUUCUGGGAUAGGGUUCUUGUUUUCUGCGAGGAGCAAUCCCCCACUUACCGAGUCGAGACCUUGACACUGGUGUUUUCUGCUUUGGGUCUGUUUCUCGGUCUGCAUUUCGGAGAUCAGAAUGUCGACUACUGGAUGAGAGGAAAGCACAACAGCACCUUGAUCAAUCCUGUUACAGGCAAUUUAGUACCACCAAAGUGAAAAGCAAAACAGUUUAAUCCAAGCAGUCCCCCAGACGAGGGGUAGUGUUCCGUAUAAAGCCGAAGGCACCACUGUUUUGUGUAAACCUAUUUUGCCCUCUACAUGUAUGUGGGAGGCAGGACCAGUUUCGAAGCGCUGGAGUCUCGUAUUUCAUGUUGGUACUGAGAUACACUAAGCAAUGUGCAGACUACUUUGUAAAUUAUCCGAAAUCGAAAAGGGGGAUCUGUGUUUUUCACGGUACGUUGUAAUAUUUUUUUGGCCGUCGUGUCGCGUCUGUGCACAGUACCUAUGCCGUUUAAAUAUUUUCAUUAAUUCGGCUUUUCACAAGACCAUACUUCAGUAAUAUUGAGAUGUUAUGCAUACUCCUCAUUCUGAAGGAUAGUCUUAAGAUUUACACAUAUGUUUAACCUCAGGUGCGUUUGCUUGUAAUAAAUAACAGAGCUUCAUGAAAGUUGAGACCUCUCUUUAUAUUUGUAGAAAAGAAAAUCGACAGGUGUCAAGACUGAUUUAGCUUAGUGUACAGAAAGCGAUUUGAGUUCACAGAGCUUGAAAUUAGUUCUGGAAUAAAGGGCAUUCAUUCACAUGAACAUUUUUUCAGCUAUCUAAGGUUUUAUGGUAUCAGCCUAUACCGGUAUAAUGUGUGUUUUUACAUACACUUCUUGACUGUGUAGGAUAAAAGUUAAAAGGUCGGACUUGGCAACCAAGUUCACAUGAAGCUUAAAUGCCAAGAGCAAGGUCAAAGAGGAAUUAAUUCUGCUGCUUGGAAAAAACUAUUAAGAUCCACAGGUUUGAUGGGAAAACACGCACGUUUGGAUUUGUUUAACAGUUGAAACUUACAAAUUUGCUGUUUAAUUUAAUAACCCCGUUAAAUGUUACAGAAGGAGAUCGAGAUAGAGUACCACGACGUCACUCUAAAUCCCUGCAAAUAAAUUUACUGGACAACAACGAGGCAAAUAUUUCAAGAAGAAUGAAUUGAAAGUGGUACUCCCUGCACGGCUAAGUUGUGCAGUUUUGCUAACCAGGAAACUAAACUGAAAUGUGUCCUGUUAGUAAAACACUCAGUUUGUUGAUACUUCGAGUUUGAAAGCAAAAGUGACAAAAGCAAGGUGAAUAGCACAAACAUUUCACUUCUGUUUAGGCAAACACGAAACUAUCGACGUAACGAGACUAGCUGAUCUUCACAGCGCUUCUCGUAACACCGGUUAACUGUAGCAUUCACCGUCGGAGGCCGGGGAGGUCAAAAGUCGCAGGUCAAAAAGAGAAUAAUCCAGGGUACUAUUUCCUGGCCUUGUAAACCAUUAUUAAGCCACUCGUGGUUUCAUAGGGUAUAAAUCUAACUAAGUAGGGAGUAGAUUCUCUUUUCGUGUGAGAUAUCGACCCCCUCCUUAGGCCUAUGUCUUGAAGCGAGUUGGUUCAAUCCUUUGAAUAUUUUAUUAUAAAAAUAUCACAAGAGGGCUUGGCUUCGAACACUCACCGUCUGUUUACCUAUACCUUAUGGUCGCUCCAGCCACAAGAAUCUCCCACGAGUUUAUUUAGACAACUGUUUCAUAAAAUGUUUGCGUUCUUAGAGGUUGUGCUUCAUAUUAGUAUUUUUCUAGUGUGAAUCCCAGGUUUUCACGGUAAAUAGUUCAUUGUAUCGAUUGGCCUGAUGUAUUUAAAUGUCAAAAGUAUUUUGUUUCAAAGUGUGUAAUUUCAUUUGAAAAUGAAAAUUAUCAUGCAAAAUCAAAUGAUACGGUUGCGUAAAUACACGUCAAUGUAACACUUGCUUCAAGCGUAUUUGCUGAAAGUAACUAAUCAGGUUUAUUAACUUUUACAUAGGUGUUUGUAAUAUAAUUGAAAGCUUAAAAGGUAUUAUUAAGAAGUAUUAUUUAAAAAUGCAAUGCCACUUUUGAAUGUGUCAUAAUGCUGUAUAUUAAUAAAGUAUGUUGGGAAUCUUAAAUUUGGAAGAAUGAAGAAUAGACGUCGAUGGAAUUUUUGUUGUGUCAGGAGAUGUGUAAAUAACGCAUGAAUUUACUAUUCAUGAACACUGAUGGGGAUAACCCAUGACUCGAAUAAAGACUAAGUUUUGCUAAGUGCA
Molecule: messenger RNA, 3907 nt
Organism: Acanthaster planci (crown-of-thorns starfish)
Lineage: Eukaryota; Metazoa; Echinodermata; Asteroidea; Valvatida; Acanthasteridae
Source: RefSeq, a predicted model, not a curated record